Molecule: messenger RNA, 345 nt
Organism: Lottia gigantea (owl limpet)
Lineage: Eukaryota; Metazoa; Mollusca; Gastropoda; Lottiidae
Exons: 3
Coding region: 1-345 (114 amino acids)
Source: RefSeq, a predicted model, not a curated record
AUGUCCAGAAAUUCUGAUGAAGUGUCUAGUCUUGAUGUAGCCUUUGACAAAGUUACCCAAGCUUGUGGACAGAUUUCAGCUCUUAAUAAAAAAUCAUCAGGACUGUGUACGAUACCAACAUCUUUAAUAGAUUCAGCUAUGUCAGGAGAAGUUACUGAAGAAAUUGAUACUCCUUGUAUUUGUCGAAUCACCAGAGGCCGACUGGCAUUCGCUCAUCAGGAUGGAAUGAAAACAGCUAUUGCAUUAAUAAGAUUUAUAUAUAAGACAUCAAGCACAUGUUACAUGACUAGCAAGGAUGACUGCAAACUUUAUAAUACUAAUACUGACCAUGCAUGCAAUCUAUAG